This is a messenger RNA of Didymodactylos carnosus, 3150 nucleotides long. The record is from the annotation of a GenBank genome assembly. Lineage: Eukaryota; Metazoa; Rotifera; Eurotatoria; Philodinida; Philodinidae.
AUGAUGGUAUGCGAUAAUAGCUCUGUGUCUAAAAAAAACCGUAAAAGUGUACCAGUGUUAUGUCAAAAAUAUAUGGCUGAUGCUGGAGGUACUCGUCGCCGCGUAAAAUUAUACACAUUAAAUGAAGAACGGCAGUGGGAUGAUCGAGGUACUGGCUAUGUCACGUGCACAUCAUCAAAUGAUCGUUUGCACAGCCACAAUUAUUCAAUCAUUGUUAAAUCGGAAACGGACGGUACGAAUGAUCGAACUUUUGAAACAUUAAUUGUAUGGUCGGAAGGAGAAAAAUUUGAUUUAGCCUUGAGCUUUCAAGAAAAAGCCGGAUGCGAUGAUAUUUGGGAAAAUAUUUGUGAAGUGCAAGGAAAAGACUCUUCAUUUAUUACCACCGAUCCAACAUCAAUUUACGAGAGUGACGAUGAAUCAUGUGCAGCAGAAUCUAAUGAAAACUUUUUAAAUACUACGAUUAAUUUACCAUCAGUCGAUUUAGCUCAUAUACGAGAAAUAGUUGAUUUAUUUCAACCGGAAAAAGUGCGUGAUGCAUCACGUCGUGAUAACUUAGCACGUUCAAUUGAAAUGAAUAAUUAUAUAAAAAAACUAAUCGAUUUAUUUCAUCAAUGUGAAGAUUUGGAAAAUAUUGAAUGUUUGCACUAUCUAUACGAUAUUAUUCGUGGAAUAUUUUAUCUGAACAAAAGUUCAUUAUUUGAAAUAUUAUUUAGUGACGAAUUGAUUCUAGACGUUAUAGGAUGUUUAGAAUAUGAUCCCAAUAAAGCACAACAUCAACAGCAAAAUGAACUGAAACAUCGUGAAUUUUUAGAUACUAAAGCAACAUUUAAAGAGGUUAUACCCAUAGGCAAUCAAGAAUUAUUAUCAAAAAUACAUCAAACAUAUCGUAUACAAUAUAUUCAAGAUGCAAUACUCCCUGCACCAUCGCUUUUUGAAGAAAAUCUAUUAUCCACCAUGAAUUCAUUUUUAUUUUUUAAUAAAGUUGAAAUUGUAACGCUAUUAUACGAAGAUCCAAAAUUUUUAACCCAGUUAUUUUCCACAUUGAAAGAUGAUAAUGUAUCAGAUGAAAAACGUAAAGAUUUGAUGUUAUUUCUCAAAGAAUUUUGUGUCUUUUCACAAACAUUGCAACAACAGAAUCGCGAUGCAUUUUUUCAAGCAUUAGCUAGUCAAGGAAUAUUGACAGUAAUUCAACUGAUGCUGAGUUUGGAUGAUAUUACAAUUAAACAAGCGGCAUUAGACGUAUUUGCAUCAAUCGUUGAAUGUAAUCCAUCAACAGUAAGAGAAUAUAUGCUACAUGAAACACAAGCAACACAAGAUGAUGAUGAAUUACUAUUGAAUUUGGUCAUUAGCGAAAUAAGAAGUGAUCCUGAUCCAGAACUCAGUGGAGCAUUGAAUCUUAUGAAUUUUUUAAAAUUAUUAAUCGAUCCAGAUGGCAUGUUAGCGACAUCCAUUGGCGAAAAAACAGAAUUUUUAUCUUUUUUCUACAUUCGUUCCAUGCCUGUAUUAUUAGCACCGUUAAUGGCUAAUACCAGUGAUUUAAAACUAGGUCGUGAUGAUUUUCAUACAGCACAAUUACAAAAUUUAAUACUUGACUUUGUGACAUUCUGUGUUGAACAUCACACAUAUCCUAUGCGCAAUUUUCUGAAUAAAAAAGAUUUAUUAAGACGCGUACUUGUUUUAUUAAAAUCAAAACAUCAAUUUUUACAACUAAGUGCACUUCGUUUUCUUAGACGUAUUAUUGGUCUUAAAGAUGAACAGUAUACUUUGUCUAUUGUUCAUAAUAAUUUAUUACAACCUGUUGUUGAAGCAUUUAAAUCGAAUGGUAGACGUUACAAUUUAUUAAAUUCUGCGUUAAUUGAACUUUUUGAAUUUAUUCGACAAGAAGAUCUGAAAGCAUUAUUGAUGUAUGUUGUUGAAAAUUUUUAUUCUGAUUUUGAAUCGGUAACGUACGUUAAAACAUUUAAAGAAAUGAAAAUACGUUAUGAUCAACAUCGUGAUAAAAAAGAACGUUCACUUAUUGAUAGCGGCACACCGAUUAUCUCACGUAUGUUAGAACAAAGACACCGUAAAGAUGCGAGAGAUUUAGAUAUUGAAGAAGAAAAUUGGUUUAAUGAUGAUGAUGAAAAUAAUGAUAGUCAACAACAAAAUCACGAUCUGACAUUAGACAAUAACAAUGAAAAUGGUUUAGAUGAUGCUCAAGCAACAACAACAUUAGAUUCAACGGAUGAUCUCUCAUUGAUUUCACAACAACGAAAUUUUGCACCAUAUAGCCGUUCGAAUCAUCUUAAAUCCGCGAUCAGUAUUCACAUUCGACGUCCUAAUCCUUCAUUGCCUAUAUCUGUUGGACAAUUGUAUCAGUCAUCAUCAAUUCCUAAUUCUACUUCAUAUUCUCUAUCAUCAUCUCUAUCUAGUAUAAAUUAUGCAUCGACAAUAGCAAAUAAAAUUCAUAAGAAUAAUGAUCAUGAUUUAUCGCUUCGGCUAGAUAUACCAUCUUCAUCAUCUUCACUAGAAUCAUCAAUUGCAAAUGAAUCUUCCUCCAUCACAAUGAGUCCUGGACUUCGAAAUAUUGCACAAUAUCAAGAUCAAGACUCGGAUGAAGAUGAUCAGAAUCCAACGUUGGAAGAUGAGGCAGAAGAAGAAGCAAGCGAAGGUGGAGAUAUCGAGAUAAAUGAAACGAUAUCAGAAGGAGUCGCCGAAAAACCUCAGCUUACGCCGAAUACAAUUCUAACAGCGGAUACUGAUGAUUCUGUUGAAUCAAACCAAAGUGCAUGUGUCUCGUCGUCGUCAUCAUCAUCGUGUUCAACUGAAAACAUUACACAAUCCGAAGGAUUAUAUCAUGAUCCAAAUUCUGUCCGUGAUGAUAUAAACAAUUUGAGUAACAAUAGUAGUAAUAAUCAGUAUUCAGACAAAAAUGGUGACCUGUUAACAAAAAAUACUAGCUUCGAAGAAACACCCACAUCAUCAGAAGAGAUAAUAUCGUCUUCAUCAACCUCUUGUCGAAAACGUAAUCGAUCUGACAAUGAUAUUACAACAGAAGAUAUUUCUACUCAAGAAGCUAAAGUGUUUUGUAGACGAAGUCAAAAUGAUAAUAGCAAUGUCGAAAUCACAGCAGAGAAUAGUAAUGAUGUGCCCGACGAAGAAGAACGAUAA